Messenger RNA from Leptopilina heterotoma, 708 nucleotides. RefSeq names its product histone H3-like. The coding region runs from base 52 to 708 and encodes 218 amino acids. Gene Ontology annotation, molecular function: protein heterodimerization activity; structural constituent of chromatin; DNA binding. The transcript is spliced from 2 exons. Lineage: Eukaryota; Metazoa; Arthropoda; Insecta; Hymenoptera; Figitidae. Gene Ontology annotation, cellular component: nucleosome. The record is from RefSeq and is a predicted model, not a curated record.
UAUCGCCGAAACCAUUUUUCAGUCGUCCUUCGUACUUUGAAGUCGUAAGCAAUGGCUCGUACCAAGCAAACCGCGCGCAAAUCCACCGGUGGUAAAGCACCAAGGAAACAACUCGCCACCAAGGCCGCGAGAAAGAGCGCGCCUGCAACCGGUGGAGUGAAGAAGCCCCAUCGCUACAGGCCCGGAACCGUCGCUCUCCGUGAAAUCCGUCGUUACCAGAAGAGCACCGAGCUCCUCAUCCGCAAACUGCCCUUCCAACGUUUAGUCCGUGAAAUCGCUCAGGACUUUAAGACCGACCUGCGCUUCCAGAGCUCCGCCGUGAUGGCCCUCCAGGAGGCCAGCGAGGCCUACCUCGUCGGUCUCUUCGAAGACACCAACUUCUUAUUCUCUGUGAAAAUGACUGGUCGUGGAAAGGGAGGAAAGGGAUUGGGAAAAGGAGGAGCAAAGCGCCAUCGUAAAGUGUUGCGUGAUAACAUCCAAGGUAUCACCAAGCCCGCCAUCCGUCGUUUGGCUCGUCGUGGUGGAGUGAAACGUAUCUCAGGAUUGAUUUACGAAGAGACCCGUGGUGUCUUGAAAGUGUUUCUUGAGAACGUGAUCCGUGACGCCGUCACUUACACCGAACACGCCAAGAGGAAGACCGUCACCGCCAUGGACGUCGUCUAUGCUCUCAAGCGUCAAGGCCGCACCCUUUACGGUUUCGGCGGUUAA